Molecule: messenger RNA, 1344 nt
Organism: Clarias gariepinus (North African catfish)
Lineage: Eukaryota; Metazoa; Chordata; Actinopteri; Siluriformes; Clariidae
Product: myosin light chain 1, cardiac muscle-like
Exons: 1
Coding region: 86-694 (202 amino acids)
Cellular component (GO): myosin II complex
Molecular function (GO): calcium ion binding
Source: RefSeq, a predicted model, not a curated record
UUCUGACCUGCCUCGCUCUCUCUGACCUCAAAACAUAACAAUAAUCCCAGACGUAAUUAAAAAGAGUCCCUCAUCCACAGCAGCAAUGGCCCCCAAGAAAGUAGAAGCCAAGAAGCCGGAGCCCAAAAAGCCUGAGCCGAAGAAGCCGGAGGCGAAAAAAGAGGCCGCACCGGCUGCACCUCCUGCCCAACCCGAGCCUCCCAAAGAACCCGCAUUCGACCCGAAGACCGUGACGCUGGAGUUCACGCCUGACCAGAUCGAGGAGUUCAGGGAAGCCUUUCAGCUGUUCGACCGCACACCACUGAACGAGAUGAAGAUCACUUACGCUCAGUGCGGAGACGUGAUGAGAGCGCUCGGGCAGAACCCCACCAACGCCGACGUCCUCAAGGUCCUCGGGAAGCCGCGUCCCGAGGAAAUGAACAGCAAGAUGCUGGACUUUGAGACCUUCCUGCCCAUGCUGCAGCACAUCUCCAAGUCUAAGAACAAGGGCAGCUUCGAGGACUUUGUUGAGGGCUUGCGGGUGUUUGAUAAAGAAGGCAACGGAACCAUCAUGGGGGCAGAACUGCGUCACGUUCUCGCGACGCUCGGAGAAAGGAUGAGCGAGGAUGAGGUGGAUCGACUCAUGGCGGGGCAAGAGGACGCCAACGGAUGCAUCAACUACACAUCGUUCGUGAAACACAUUCUCUCUGGUUGAGGUGGACUUGGAAAUGAUUUUGCGUAGGAGAUAUAUUUAAAGCAUUUUAAAGGUUUAUGAUGUGUUAGUGUAAUAGUUUGUAGGUUCAUAAAUUAAUACAAGAGACAAUUACAAGAGACGGUUUACUUUUCCAAAUAUCAGCUCACCAGAAUCCACAAAAAAAAGCCAAAGAUUAAAAAUGUUUAUAUUUAUUGAACAGCAAUGUGUCAUCAUUUUUUAACCAUUUGGAAGUUGCAUUUAGUGUUGUGGACUACAUGAAAACAUGUUAUGUUACAGAGAAACCGCAACAUCUACACUCGUCUGUCUGUAACUUCAUGAUCCAUAUCCACCUCCGACUGACCCUGGAGACUCCUUCCAAAAUCGAUGUUUGUUAUUUAUUGUUUAUGUGUUGAAUACAAUGCUACUGUAAUAGAAGAAGAUGUGUUUGUAUGAAAAAAGAAAUUAUUAAUACCAUCUGACCGAGGCGGAAUUCAAGAGUGCACGGCAUAAAUAACAAGUUGUUCAUUCGUCUAUUUAAAGAAAGAGCACAAAAGGAUUCACAGACAUCGUGCUGGAACUGAAACAUGUAUCUUAAGGUUACCUUCCACUGGAAGUGCAUCAGAGCUAAACAUCAACAAAUGAAUAAAUAAAUGGCAAUGCUUUUCAAGCUA